This is a messenger RNA of Puccinia graminis f. sp. tritici CRL 75-36-700-3, 1045 nucleotides long. RefSeq lists its product as uncharacterized. The record is from RefSeq and is a predicted model, not a curated record. Lineage: Eukaryota; Fungi; Basidiomycota; Pucciniomycetes; Pucciniales; Pucciniaceae. The transcript is spliced from 4 exons. Bases 263 to 1045 code for a protein of 260 amino acids. Gene Ontology annotation, molecular function: protein binding.
GAAGUCAGACGGCAGUGCAGCACCUCACUAUGACUUCGACUCCGGUCUAUAUAUGCUCUUCAUUAAUCGUUGGCAGCGUUACCGGUUCUCCUAUCCUUAAUUUUCUCUAGCACCCGCAGCAUACAUACCAUCCAUAAUUGCAAGCAUUUCGUCAUAGAUUAUCUGCUCUGAUUUCGUAUACAUAAGUCCCCAACAAUCCUUCGACUGACCACUUUCUUUAUUUAUAUACUUCGUUCCUGUGUCUUUCUAUAUUCAACAGAAAAUGAACUACCAAAACCACACCUAUCGAACUUGGAUGAGGGCUCUCAAAUACUUCGAUGACCAAGAUUUGGAUAGAUCCCUCUACGUCUUCGAGAUGAUAUCCCGCUCGCCAAAGAUAUUUUUCAAUCUGGGGAUGAUCCAGACUGGCUUGGGAGAUUAUCAAUCUGCCGUCGACUGCUUCCAAGCGGCAGUCACUGAUGAAUCAGCCUCCGUCGUAGAAUACUUCCAACUUGGGGCCAUCCUCUUUUCCCUUGAAGAAUACGAAUCUGCCCACAAGAAUUUCUCGAUAGCUUUCUUGCUCAUGGGUGACCGCUCUCAUAUUGAUUGCCAAGAAGCAGGCCUGAACUAUUGUUUAUAUUCUUGCGAGAUACUGUUCAAUCGUGCUAUGUGCCUCCUGCAUUUGGGAAAGUUUGACGAAGGCACAGAAACUUUGUCAGAUGCUCGAGAGAAACAAGAAUAUCCAUCACAGAUUCCUUGUUCCUUGGAAGUCUUCAGUAUCCCAGCUUUACGCGAAGACGGCAGUUACGGCUCACCGAGGAGGGCGGAUUACUGGACGGUCUUCCAGGUCUCCAACGGGACUCUCUACUGUCCGGUACCACAGGCUUCAGACAGGAUGUCGCAGUCCUCAGACUAUAAGCUUGAAAGCAUUCCUUCCAGUCCGACCGAGUCUAUGCCAUCCAUCACCGGGGAAUCUUCGUCGAGCGAAAGCCACAGCAGUGCUCGAAAAUCUCCCUUCAAACUCUUCAAAAUCGUCAAGCGGCGCUCGCCCCACCUCUUCAAGUAA